GUUCAAGUGGAAGUUUGAAAACAGUUCAUGAUGCAGAUUAUGAUGAACAUGGCUCAGGAUGCUUUCUCGUGAAAUUGGUGUUGAUCAUAUCUCAUUUCUGUUGAUGUGCUCAGAGUGGAAACCGAGCGAAGAAAUUCACGUUGAGGAAACUAAAGGAACUCUGUUGUUUGCUAGCCGAGCCAAACGCAUCACGAAUUGUGCUCAAGUGAAUGAGAUUCUGACUGAUGCGACCUUACUGAAGCGACAGAAGUUAGAGAUAGAAGAGCUCCGAAGGAAACUUCAGGGGUCUCAUGCUGAAGUGCUGGAGCAAGAAAUUCUGAAAUUGAGGAAUGAUAUGCUGAAGUACGAGUUAGAAAGGGAGAAGCUUGCAACGCAGCUCGAAGAGGAGAGGAAGUCACAAAAGGAGAGAGAACAGUGCAUUAGGGAGCAGCAGAUGAGAAUCGACAACCUAAGCAGUAUGGCAACCUCUUCAGACUGUGAUAGGAGCUCUGGCCAGGUUCAGCGUGCUGGUUUAUCAAGACUGCCAGGAGAAUUCAGUGAAAACAGCAGCACUUGCCAAGAAGAUUUGUUCGGAACUCCAAGCUUUAAAGCUGCUCCUAAUGCAUUUGUUUCAAAAAGAUCCAACUAUGCGAGGCUCGAUGACUACAGUCCUCUUCCAGAAACUUUGAGCAACGUGGCUGAUGAAGACACCUGGAUGAAAUUAAACAACGGCUUCACGGUUGACUUUGAUUCCAUUCAAAUGACCCCGGCAAGGAAAGCUCAGUCCUUCCCGUCAAAUGAAGUCACUCCUGGGCGUUCUACAGAGAAGUACAGUCAAGAGGUCCAAAAUCUCAAACGAGAACUGCAACUUAUCACUGAGGAGAAGAAUGGUCUCAAGGAGAAGCACUCAGAACUAUCGCUACUCUCCGACCGUUUAAUGCAGGAAAAAUCAGAACUUGAGCAGAGAGUAGACUUGAUUAGCCAAAUCCCUCGGAAUUUUCUCCAAUGUAUUGCAAGCUCAAUCAGCAGCUACGAAGAAGCUUAUUCGACAUUACAGAGUUGUGCACGGGAUGAAGAAACUUCAACAGCAAGAUUGCUCUCUGGAACCAGAGAAAUUGGGAUCACCCUCUUAUCAAAUCUGGAAGGCCUGGUCUCCCGUGCAAUGGAUAAUGACUUUGAACCCUUCCCAAGGGUAGAUGAUUCUGCACUUGAUCAGCAGUUAAAAAUGCUGUCGGAGGGGUUAAAAGUCACAGUUGCAUCACUGGCAACAUCGGAGUCUAAGGAAUGCUGCACUUCCACUGGACAAACUGCUCCAAGCGAUGACAAGAAAAUGGGGAGUGAACUUAAGGCAAUCAAGGUGAAACAUGAAGAGUUGGAGAAAGAGUUGGAACAGAAGAACAAGCUUCUGGAGGUUUCUGGAGAUAAAUACAUCAGCUUGGAAAGAGAUGUCCAGCUUCUGAAUCGAGAGAGGGAAUCGCUUGUCCAUAGAGUUUCUGAGUUAUCUGAGAAACUUGAUCUGGCAACCAACCAGAAGGAGAACGUGGUGAAGGACUUGAACUGCGAAGCACAGCGAAGGAAGAACCUGGAAGCUGACAUCAAACAGGUCAGUGUUGCCUUCGCCGGCGGCAGAAAUCGUUCAUAACUUUGGAUAGUGAGUUCCGGUCCAAAAUGGAGCAGCUUAGAUCCCUCCUGCAUUCGGGUUCAGUAUCAUCCAAACCUCUAGGAUUUUUUAAUUCCUGAUAGAUGAGACAGAGGGAGAGAGAGGUUUAAAGAACUUGGGCAACUGCCUUGUUUAAAACUGUAAGAUUAGGCUAAUUAUGAUACGGACUUCGGAUUUUGCUUGCCGUAUUUAUGUGAUGAACGUGUCCAUUUAGGUGUUUUGACCCGUUGAGAUCCCCUUGAAUCCACUGAGAUUAUUAGGUACUUAAUUGUAUUUGUACAUAUUUCUAUAAUUUCCUUUAGGCUAAAUGACAUGUUUGCUCAUUGAGUUUACUAUUUAGUUUAAUAUUUAUCACUAAUUUUUUUUAAUUGCAUUAGUGAUAACUAAUUAUUUUGUAUUUUCGUUUAAUUAUCGGUCAUUCUCACUCUAUUUCCGUGAUUUUUGUUCUAUAUGACAGUCAACACUUAAGUUUGACAUUUGAAGAGAUGACUUGUUAUAGAAUUUGCAUUAAUUCAAUUGCAAAAACAAUUGAAUUUGUGCUCUUUAGUGCCACCUUAACAUUUUUGUAAUCCAACUCACAUUGUUUUCCUUAACCUACAUCAACACAAUUACUUUACAAUUGCAAUAGAUUUGUUUUAAUACCGUUCUAUAAACGUAAAAUACUUAA
Molecule: messenger RNA, 2306 nt
Organism: Linum trigynum
Lineage: Eukaryota; Viridiplantae; Streptophyta; Magnoliopsida; Malpighiales; Linaceae
Source: the annotation of a GenBank genome assembly